AUGCACGAAGCAGACGGUUUGGGAGCUCAUCCUACAAAACGAGCGGUUAUCCACUGUUACAAUUGUGGAGAAGGAGGACAUUACGCCAAUCAAUGUGCGAAACCAAGGUAUGGUUAA
Messenger RNA from Caenorhabditis briggsae, 117 nucleotides. The coding region runs from base 1 to 117 and encodes 38 amino acids. The record is from RefSeq and is a predicted model, not a curated record. NCBI's taxonomy places the organism in Eukaryota, Metazoa, Nematoda, Chromadorea, Rhabditida, Rhabditidae. Gene Ontology annotation, molecular function: zinc ion binding; nucleic acid binding. The transcript has a single exon.